CAUCAGGUUCUUACCUUCCCCGUCCUUGGUUGACUGCUCAGAUCGCCGCCACAGUUCUCCGCAUGCGCUUCUCCGCCAAGAUGGCGGCGCCCAUGCAGGCACAUUCAGAUGAGGAGGAAGCAGGUCAGGAGCCAAGGCUUCGAGACACCCCUGAAGACAUUUCCCUUGAGGCUGCAGCAAAUACCAUUGCCUUUCACCCUAGCCAAGAUAUCAUAGCUGCUGGAGAUGUAGAUGGUGAUGUCUAUGCGUAUUCGUUUUCCUGUCUGGAGGGUGGGAACAAAGAGCUUUGGUCCUCAGGGCAUCAUCUCAAAUCCUGCCGGGAAGUGUCCUUUUCCCCUGAUGGACAAAACCUGCUUGGUACAUCUGCUGUCUCCCUGGCCAUGUUUUCCAGAGCUCUUCACAGUAUCCAAGGAUAAAUGCAUUCAUAUCCUGAAUGUGGAGGAUGGCCGCCUGGUGACACGGUUUUCCAAGGCACACAGCUCUGCCUUGAAUAGCCUGCUGGUGAUAGAUGAGCAUUUGUUUGCCACGGGAGAUGACAGUGGGGAACUGAGAGUGUGGGACUUGCGCAAGGGCACCUCCAUCAUGGAAAUGAAGCAGCACGAAGAGUACAUCAGCGGCAUGGCCCUGGACGCGAACAAGAAGCUGCUGCUGACAUCCAGCGGUGACGGGACCAUGGGGGUUUUCAACAUUCGAAGGCGGCGCUUUGAGCUGCUCUCUGAACCACAGAACGGAGACCUGACAGCUAUCUCUCUGGUGAAGAGAGGAAGGAAAGUGGCCUGCGGCUCCAGCGAAGGCACCAUUUACCUCUUCAACUGGAACGGUUUCGGUGCUGCCAGUGACCGUUUUGCCUUGAAGGCGGAGUCCAUAGACACCCUGGUCCCUGUCACAGACAGCAUCGUGUGUACAGGCUCCACUGAUGGAGUCAUCAGGGCUGUGAAUAUCUUGCCCAAUCGGGUGAUCGGCAGCGUUGGGCAGCACACAGGGGAACCCAUUGAGCAGCUGGCCAAGUGUCCCACCAGCCCCUUCUUGGCCAGCUGUGGCCAUGACCAAAAGGUCAAGUUCUGGGACAUUUCCUCACUCAACUCCGUGGUUGUGGAUGACUACAGGAAAAAGAAGAAAAGUGGUCAGCUCAAAUCCUUGAGCCGCAAAGCAAUCGGUAGCGGAGAGGAUUUCUUCGCAGGUUUGAGAGAAGCAGCAGAACCAGAGGAGAAGGAAGAUGACCAAAGUAGUGACACGGACAGUGACUGACAUGGAUCAGAGUUUGUGGGACUCACUCCCCACAAAAGAUGCUCGUAGGGACGGAUUGCAAAGGGAGCCUGUGUAGGCAACGGUCCCACCUUCUUCCAGGCAUUACUGCUGUGACUUGACCCUGUUGCUUAGCCUGAGCUGCCCAAGUCAUCAGCGCACACUUCUGGAACGCCUUCUUGAGAGAGGCAGCUGAGGGUCUCUUGGCAACCUGGAAGGAGAAUUAGCCCUUUCUGUGCUGUCAGGAUGUUCUCUUGGAAGGAAGGACAAAGACGCUGCUGUAUCUCGCUAAUCGUUGUGUUCGGAACAUACAUAUUCUAUGUAUAUGGACUGGCUUCCGUGCCGCGACAAUGCUAAAUUAUUUAUAUUUAAAAUCACAUGAUUUGGACAGGAUAGAAUGCUGAUACUUUUUUGAAGAAAGCAGCUAAGCCACUUGGGGCAAAACUGUGUCAAUCAUCCAUUAAAAACAAGGAAUUGA
Molecule: messenger RNA, 1723 nt
Organism: Sphaerodactylus townsendi
Lineage: Eukaryota; Metazoa; Chordata; Lepidosauria; Squamata; Sphaerodactylidae
Gene: WDR55
Product: WD repeat domain 55
Exons: 8
Coding region: 232-1248 (338 amino acids)
Molecular function (GO): protein binding
Source: RefSeq, a predicted model, not a curated record